Messenger RNA from Maniola jurtina (meadow brown), 13007 nucleotides. RefSeq names its product dynein axonemal heavy chain 12 (gene Dhc62B). The record is from RefSeq and is a predicted model, not a curated record. The transcript is spliced from 2 exons. Gene Ontology annotation, biological process: microtubule-based movement. NCBI's taxonomy places the organism in Eukaryota, Metazoa, Arthropoda, Insecta, Lepidoptera, Nymphalidae. Gene Ontology annotation, cellular component: dynein complex. Gene Ontology annotation, molecular function: dynein intermediate chain binding; minus-end-directed microtubule motor activity; ATP hydrolysis activity. The coding region runs from base 146 to 11944 and encodes 3932 amino acids.
CCAAGUUGUCAACAUUCAAUAAUCAUUGAUCAAUCAUUGAUAGUUUUACAUUCUUUCGAGAUUUAUUGUUUUAUUUUAGAAAGAAUUGUUAAGAAUUUACUGUCAAAAAGUUUUUCAAUUUUACCUAAUCUUCUUAAAAAAUAAAAUGGAAGAAAGAGACUUAAGGAAACUACUACAAACAAAAAACGGUUGCCGGAUCCCACCAAUGCUGCCUAUUCCUGAUAUUCACCAAAUAGACAAACUACCAUUUAUACCCCUACCGCCAUAUAACAGAAUUAAGGAUAAAAAAGAAAAAUUUCGAAAACUUUUAGAAGAAAAGGCCACAGAUAGAAAAAUUAAAAUUGCACGAGCGCCUUUAGAGCGCCGUGAAUACGAUACAUUGGAGAUAUCGCAAGAAAGGCAUAUAGCCGUGCUACGUGAAUCUGCUCAAAAGAUACAACCACCUCCGAUGCUUAAGUCCUGGGAAAGAAAAAUAGUGAGUCUAAUUCCAGCGAAACUGAGGAACGCUUAUCCUUCAGUAACUGAGGAGCUCUUGAAAGAAAGUAAAGCUGAAUGGAAUCGUAAUCUUCACAAUUUAGCUGUAAAAACUAUAAUUCGAGAUAUACCAGGAGUACCCAGGAAAAGAUAUGUAGAGCCAUAUUUUAAAUUUAAAGGAGUGACUUCAAAUUACGAAAAAAUGAUUAAAUUUCGAAAAAAACUUAAGACUGGUUCAUUACUGUUACAUCCAUUUAUAAGACUUGUACUUGAAUCGUCAGAAAAAAGUUUUCCUAAAUUUAUAAUAGACCUGUCAAAAUACAGAGCAAAAGGCCCGAUGGAUUUAUCCGAUUUUCAAACAAAAAUAAUGGAAGAAAUUAAACGGGCUGAUUACUUGGUUUCGAGUACUUGGUAUUCUAUCCUCGUUAAAUGGUUAAAAAAUCCCAGAUGUUUAAAAGGUAUGCGUCCUAAAAGAAUACCUGAAUUUGUGAAAUGUGCCACAAAAAUGAUAUCGAUGCAGAUACAGGAAUUGAUGAGAAGGUCUAUAGACACAAUAAUAAACACACUAAAAGAUCUGGAAUCUGUCCCUAUAUUGAAUAUAUCUCUCAAUUUUGACGGUGAAUUUAUUUUUGAUCCAUCACUUGAAGAAGUAUAUAAUGUUUAUCAUACCAUAGCUGACGCAAUUGCUAACAUUGCACAGAGACUUAUGCCAAUUGAACAAUAUCUUAAUAUACAUUAUACUCACGACGCCUUGCCUGUAAAAUAUAAUGAGUGGCUAUUUACUGAUGGUCAUGAGAGAAUGCAACAACAAUUAAACAUCGUGUUUGCUCCUCUCGUUGCAUAUUUAGAACAGUUAAGGCAAGAUUAUAAUAUGUUGUACGGAGAUUUAGCUAAAUACAAUCUAAACAAAUUUAUUAAAGAGGCUAAAGAGUUUGAAGAAUCGCGAGACAAAAUUUUAUACUUUCAAGCAAUAGAUUCUGAUAUAACAGCUGUUAUAGAAAAUGAAUAUUUCAAUUGUGCUUUAGUUUCCCAAACAAGGAUGAUAAAUGGUUUGAAAACCAAAGCUUUAGAAUUUAUUAAUGAUAUUAUAGCGGGAAUAGUCAGAACACAUAUUGAUGAAAAUGAAAACAUAUGUAAAGAAUUUGAAAUAAUUGCUGCAAAAGCUUUGAAAGAACCACAAAAUGCUGCUGAAUUAGUCGAGCAAGGCGUGUAUAUUUUAUAUGCCAAAACUGUUUUGGUAGAAGCAUUAAAAGAAAGAAUUAUGAGACAAAUUAACAUUAUAUCAAAUUUAUUAGAAAUAACGUCUCUUACUCCUGAACACAUCGCAUCUAAUACAACAACAGUAAAUUGGCUUAAGGAAAUAAAGCCGAUAUUCGAUAAAAAUGCAGCUGCAUAUGAAACAUUUAAAGCAGAGAUGGAAGAAAACUUACUGGCAAAGAUCGCAUAUUUAAACAGAGAAGUUAUAGAAAUGACACCAUACCUUGAACUUUUAGAUAAUAUGGACGAUAUCAAUCAUACUCUCGAAUAUUUGGAGUACUUACGAAAGCUGGUGCAUCGUCUUGAUGAUUGUGAUAAAUUAGUGACAUGGAUUAACAAUGAAGAAACUACUUUUAAAUUUCCUGUAUCUAGUUACCCUGACUUGGAGGAGCUAAAGGAUUACAUUAAACCUUUCCAUUGUCUUAUUUAUUUAGUUCAUAAAUGGAAACGAAGCUAUUAUACUUGGAUGGACGGUCCAUUUGAGUAUUUAGACCAUGAAAAAAUUGAACAGGAUCAUGACUUUUACUACAAGGAAUUUUUAAGACUAUCUAAAGCGUAUAGAUCUAAAAUCAAACAACAAAUAGCAGAAGGUGUCGAAAAACGUUUUCAAGGAUUAGUUGAUGAUCCUGACCUGAAUAAUCUUCCUGCACCUAUGAAAUUAUGUGCGCAAGCUGUUGCUGAGAUUAAGGAAUGGCGACCUAAUGUUCAAAUGGCUCAUAUUAUGUGUAAUCCUGCGCUAGUCCAGAGACAUUGGGAUGAAAUGUCAACUAUUGCCGGAUUCGAUUUAACGCCUACUGCUGGAACUACGCUACGAAAAAUUAUUAAUUUUGAUUUGUGGGGUGAAAUAGAUCAGUAUGAAAUAAUAAGCGUGGCGGCCACUAAAGAAUUAGCACUCAUAACAAAUCUUAAUAAAAUGAUGGCUGAAUGGGUUGAUAUAUGCUUUAAAACUAGUCCAUAUAAAGAUACAGGUAUUUAUAUUCUAUCUGGUCUUGAUGACAUACAGAGUGUACUUGAUGAUCAUAUUGUAAAGACUAUUGGUAUGCGAGGAUCUGCAUUUGUUAAACCCUUUGAACUCCAAGUUAGAGCAUGGUAUGAAAAAAUAACUCGAGUGAAUAAAACUAUUGACGAAUGGGGUAAAGUUCAAAGCCAGUGGCUUUAUUUAUUACCAAUAUUUUCUUCAAAGGACAUUGUAGCUCAAAUGCCUGAGGAAGGAGUUAUGUUUGCAGAAGUGAACAACAUUUACCGUCGCUAUAUGGGAUCCGUGGAUAAGGAUCCUCAUGUCUUAGAUAUUGCUGGAGGCGUUGGCGUUUUAGAAUCCUUCAAAAUUGCUUCUGGAUUAUUAGAAAAAAUCAACGAUGGAAUUAAUAAUUAUUUAGAAAAAAAGCGCCUGUACUUUCCCAGAUUUUUCUUUUUAUCAAAUGAUGAAAUGUUAGAAAUCUUAUCUGAAACGAAAAAUCCCCUAAAAGUACAACCUCACUUGAAAAAAUGUUUCGAAGGUAUAAAUAGGUUGGUAUUUGACCCAGAAUAUAAUAUAUCUGCAAUGAUAUCAAUGGAAGGUGAGCAAAUCGAAUUCCUAGAUACUAUCAGUGUAGCGGCAGCAAGAGGAUCUGUUGAAAAGUGGCUUGUUCAAGUUGAAGAACAAAUGUUGAAAGCCGUUAAAUCUGAAACUGAACUAUCCUAUUACGAUUAUCCAAACCUAAGUCGAGCAGAUUGGAUAUUAUCUUGGGAAGGUAUGGUUGUGUUAGCAAUUUCUCAAAUUUAUUGGGCAGUGGAUGUGCAUGAAUGUUUGAAUACACAUAAGUUAAGUGAAUUAAAAUCAUUUCAUGUAGGCCUAACGAAACAGCUUAAUGAAACAGUAGCUAUAAUUCGUAGAACCGAUUUAUCCAAGCUAAGUAGCAUUACAGUAAAAGCUCUUAUUGUAAUAGAUGUUCAUGCUAAAGAUGUUAUACAAGAUCUUGUAGAGAAAAAUGUGACAGAAGUAACAGAUUUUCAAUGGUUAGCACAGUUACGAUAUUAUUGGGAAGAGGAAAGAGUUUUUGUUAAAAUUAUUAAUGCAGUUGUGAAUUAUGCUUACGAAUAUUUAGGGAAUUCUGAUCGCUUAGUGAUAACCCCUUUAACAGAUCGUUGUUACCGUACAUUAAUUGGAGCCUAUUACCUCCAUUUAAAUGGUGCUCCUGAAGGUCCAGCAGGAACCGGUAAAACAGAAACUACCAAAGACUUAGCUAAGGCCCUAGCUGUCCAAUGCGUAGUUUUUAAUUGUUCGGAUGGCUUAGAUUACAAAGCUAUGGGUAAAUUUUUCAAAGGUUUAGCAUCAUGUGGAGCAUGGGUUUGUUUUGAUGAAUUUAAUCGCAUUGAGGUAGAAGUUUUAUCAGUAAUUGCUCAGCAAAUUCUAUGUAUAGUACAAGCAGUGAGGCAACAUUUAGAAACAUUUGAUUUUGAAGGUACAACCUUAACAUUAAAUCCGGCAUGUUACGUUUGUAUAACUAUGAACCCAGGUUAUGCAGGACGAUCGGAACUUCCAGAUAAUCUUAAAGUGUUAUUUAGAACAGUUGCAAUGAUGGUACCUGAUUACGCUAUGAUUGGUGAAAUAUCAUUGUAUUCAUUCGGUUUCGUAGAUGCAAGGAGCUUGUCUGUAAAGAUUGUGACAACAUACCGACUAUGUUCAGAACAGUUAUCUUCCCAAAAUCACUAUGAUUACGGUAUGCGAGCUGUUAAAACUGUUUUAUCCGCGGCAGGCAACUUAAAACGAAGUUUCCCAAAUGAAAGUGAAAGUAUUUUGUUACUUCGGUCAAUUACAGAUGUCAAUUUGCCAAAAUUUUUGUCUUUUGAUGUACCGUUAUUUGAAGGCAUCAUAUCCGAUUUAUUUCCAGGAAUAACGUUGCCUAAGCCGGAUUAUAACAAUUUGUUAAAAGCCUGUGACGUGACUUGUGAAAGAAAUAACUUACAGCCCGUAGAAUGUUUUUUAGUUAAAGUUAUUCAAACUUAUGAAAUGAUGAUUGUUAGACAUGGUUUCAUGUUAGUGGGCGAUCCAUUUUCAGGUAAAUCUAUGACAUUAAAAAUAUUGUCGGAAGCCUUAACCCUCAUGGAAGAAAAAAAUCAGACAGGAGGUGUCGAGUGCACAUAUAAAGUGCUUAAUCCUAAAGCAGUCACUAUGGGUCAAUUAUAUGGAGCUUUCGAUCCAAUAUCUUACGAAUGGACAGAUGGUAUUGUAGCGACUAUGUUUAGAGAUUUUGCCUCAGAUGAUACACCUGUAAGAAAAUGGAUUGUGUUCGAUGGACCAGUGGAUGCAGUGUGGAUAGAAAAUAUGAACACCGUUCUUGACGAUAAUAAAAAACUGUGCUUGACAUCUGGAGAAGUAAUGGCAAUGACCAAUGUUAUGUCAAUGAUUUUUGAAGUCAUGGACCUUUCACAAGCUUCGCCUGCCACAGUUUCAAGAUGUGGCAUGAUAUACAUGGAGUCCGCAACCUUUGGAUCCAUGCCAUUUUACAAAUCAUGGUUAAAUACAUUAAAUCCAAAUUGGUUGGAGGAAAAUGAGGAAUUCAUUUAUAAUAUGUGUUCAUGGUUAAUAGAUCCUUUACUUUAUUACGUUCGAAAGCAUUGUACACAACUUGUCAUGGCGGGUGAAGUAAAUUUAAUUAUGAGUACUCUACGGCUAGUAGAAAUGCUCAUGGAUAAUGCUAUUGAGGGAGAAGAAGAUACUAAGUAUACCAGGACAUGGUUUUUGGCUUCAUUUAUGACGGCUUUGGUUUGGGGUAUCGGAGGAAUAUUGAAUACUGAUUCUCGAGAAAGAUAUGAUGACUUAGUAAAAGAGUAUUUUAAAGGAGAAAAGGGAAUUCCUCCUGAAAUCGAAAGACUUGAUGUAUCUGUACCUGCAGAAGGAAUGAUAAUAGAACAUUAUUAUAUGUAUAAAAGUAAAGGGUGCUGGAAACCUUGGCCAGAUGCUGUAAAAGCUGCACAAAUAAAAGAGCAGAUCAACCUUUUGCAAACCAUCAUACCUACUUUAGAAACUGAAAAGUAUAUGUUUCUGUUGCAACUUCAUACAAAAUUUUCAAAACCCCUAUUAUUAAUUGGACCAACUGGAACUGGUAAAAGCUUUUACGUUCAAAACUUUUUGAUGUCUGUCAACUUAGAAAAAUAUACUCCUGGGUUUAUAACAUUUACAACGACCACGUCUGCUAAUCAAACCCAAGAUUUGGUCUUGUCUAAACUAGUAAAAAGAAGAAAAAAUAAUUAUGGACCAACAAAAGGAAAACAAGCUAUUAUUUUUAUUGAUGAUAUGAAUAUGCCUGCUAAAGAAGUAUAUGGUGCACAACCUGCUAUUGAAUUGUUACGAUUGUAUUUUGAUCAAAAACAUUGGUACGACUUAAAAACGACUGAAAAGCUUUUUAUUAUUGAUACAUUUUUUUAUGGCGCAAUCGGACCAGUAGGUGGAAGCCGACAAUUAAUUUAUCCGAGAAUGUUAAGACAUUAUAAUAUUUAUUCAAUAAACGAGUUCUCGAAAGAAAGUAUGACGAAAAUUUUUACAUCUUUAUUGCAACUUGGGUGGAGAAGGAAUGGAUUUGGUCAAGAUACUCAACCAAUAUUAGUGAAUAUUGUAGCGGCUACAAUGAAUAUAUACGAUCAAGCUACAGAAGGAUUAAGACCUACACCAGCUAAGUCACAUUAUAUAUUCAAUUUAAGGGACUUUUCUAGAGUAAUACAAGGUUGCGCUUUGUUACGAAAAGAAUCUGCAGAUAAUAAGAAAACAUUUACAAGGGUAUGGGUACAUGAAAUCAUGCGAGUAUUUUAUGAUAGACUUGUCGAUGAAUUUGAUCGUACUUGGUUUUUUAACCUUUUACGAAAGUCGACACAUGAAUUCAUGAAAGAUACAUUUGAUUCAGCUUUAGAUACUUAUCAAAACGAAAAGGGUGAAGUCACUCAAGAAAAUAUAAAACAAAUGAUGUUUGGAUGCUAUCUUGAUCUUGACAGUGCCGAAGGAGAGAGAAGAUACGAUGAAUUACCAUCAAAAGAGGUAUUUUUGAAUAUUUCUGUAGCUAUGUUGGCGGAAUAUAAUGCAAUGCAUAAGGCAAAAAUGAAUAUAGUAUUAUUUGACUACGCUUUGGAACAUUUAUCUAAAAUAUGUAGAUUGCUUUCAAUGCCAUCAGGUAAUGCUUUACUCGUUGGCGUAGGUGGUUCUGGAAGACAAUCUCUCACUAGAUUAGCUGGCACUAUAUUAGGCCAACAAGUUUAUCAAGCAGAAAUUACAAAAAGUUAUAGCGUCAAAGAUUGGCAUGAUGACAUAAAACGAGUACUUCGUGAAUCAGGCGGUUUAAAUAAAGACACUACAUUUUUAUUCACCGAAAACCAAAUUAAGGAGGAAGUUUUUAUUCAAAAUUUAGACAGCUUGUUAAAUUCAGGUGAAGUACCAAAUUUAUAUGGAUUAGAUGAAAUUCAAGAAAUCCUUGAAUUGGUGCGGCUGGCCGCUCAAGGUGGAAAUAGAAACUUGGAUAUAAGUCCAUUGCAAAUUUUAUCUUUUUUUGUUGGCCGAUGUAAAGCAAAAUUACACUGUGUUUUGUGUUUUAGUCCAAUUGGCAGUUCCUUUAGAACUAGAUUAAGACUGUAUCCUGCACUAGUGAACUGUUGUACUAUAGAUUGGUACGAUAGUUGGCCAGAGGAUGCUUUAGAAAUGGUUGCCCAUCAUUACAUGGGGAAAGUGAAUGUGUCUGACAAGGUCAAAGCGGCUGCAGUAAUAGCGUGUAAGCAAUUUCAUGUAGAUGCUCGAAUAGUAUCGACUGAUUUUUAUAAUCAGUUCGGAAGAAAGACUUAUAUAACUUCAGCUUCGUAUUUAAAUCUGAUCAAAUCCUUUACUAUCUUAACAAACAAAAAACAAAGAGAAUUGCGAGCUGCUAAAUUACGAUACACCAAUGGUUUAGAUAAACUUGGUCAGGCAGCAGAAGCAGUAGCUAUAAUGCAACGUGAUUUAAAUGCCUUGAAACCCCAAUUAAUAGUGAUGGCCGCAAAAUCAACGAAAAUGAUGGAAGAAAUAGCUGUUGAAACUGCUAUUGCCGAUAAAGCUGCUGCACAAGUAAGAGAAGAUCAAAAAGUUGCAAAUGUUCAAGCAGCAGCUGCUCAAGAACUUAAGAAGGAUUGUGAAGCUGACUUAGCUUUAGCUUUGCCUAUUUUAGAAGAUGCUAUUGCAGCUUUGAAUACUCUCAAGCCAGCUGAUAUUACAAUAGUGAAAUCUAUGAAAAACCCACCAGCGACUGUAAAAUUGGUUAUGGCUGCCGUGUGUGUUAUGAAAGGGCUUCCUCCUGAUAAAAUACCAGAUCCAGAUAAUCCUGGGAAAAAAAUGCUGGACUAUUGGGGCCCUAGCAAAAGGGUUUUAGGUGACAUGGGCUUUUUAGAAUCACUUAAAAAUUUUGACAAGGAUAAUAUACCAGUUGCUACAAUGCAGAAAAUAAGAAAAGAAUAUCUAUCACACAAAGAUUUUAAACCACAUAUUAUUGCUAAAGCUUCCACAGCAGCUGAAGGUUUAUGCAAAUGGAUUAUAGCGAUGGAUAUGUAUGACGCUGUUGCUAAAGUCGUAGCUCCAAAAAAAGCUAAGUUAGAAGCAGCUGAAAAAGAAUUUGCUGAAACUAUGGCAAUCUUAGAAGAAAAGAAAGCUACAGUUGCUAGAUUGGAAGCUAAAUUGGCAGAAUUAAACGAAGCCUUGGAAGAAGCUAAUGCUAAAAAAAAAGCUUUAGAAGAUGAGGUACAGCUUUGUAUAGAUAAAUUGUAUCGAGCUGAGAAGCUUAUUGGGGGUUUGGGAGGAGAAAAAGUUAGAUGGACUAUGGCAGCUGAAAAUUUACAGUUGCUAUAUGACAAUUUAGCGGGAGAUAUUCUUGUGUCCUGUGGUAUGAUUGCCUAUUUAGCUCCGUAUACUGCACCAGUUAGAAUAUCAGUGAUUGCACAAUGGCGAGAAUUGAUUAUUAAGCUUGAAAUGCCCCAUUCUGAUCAGUUUAUAUUUAAAGAUAUUUUAGGAACAGACAUUAAAAUACAAAAUUGGUGUAUAGCUGGCUUACCCUGGGAUUCCUUUUCCAUUGAUAAUGGUGUUAUACAGGAUAACUCUUUACGUUGGUGUUUACUUGUAGAUCCUCAAGGUCAAGCUAAUAAAUGGAUCAAAACUAUGGAAAAGUCAAAUGAUCUACAAGUUAUGAAAUUUACGGAUGGUAAUUAUAUGAAAGUUAUAGAAACAUGUUUAGAAUAUGGUAAGCCAGCAUUAAUUGACUGUAUUUUAGAGGAUGUUGAGCCCCCGUUAGAUCCAAUUUUAUUAAAGCACACCUAUACACAGGGUGGAAAGGAAUUUAUUGCUUUAGGUGAAAAUGUCAUAGAAUAUCAUCCAAAUUUUAGGUUAUAUAUGACUACAAAAUUAAGGAAUCCACACUAUUUACCCGAAGUUUUCAAUAAAGUUACCUUAAUUAAUUUUGCGUUAACAAAAGAUGGGUUAGAAGAUCAACUAUUAGGUAUAGUUGUUGCUAAAGAAAGACCAGAUUUACAAGAAAAACGUGAAAAACUAAUUGUACAAGGUGCAGCAAAUCGAGCAGCAUUAAAACAGACAGAAGACGAUAUAUUAAGGACAUUACAAGAGUCGAAAGGUGAUAUAUUGGAGGAUGAAACGGCAAUAGAAGUUUUAGAUUCAUCGAAGUUAUUGGCAAUAGAUAUAAUGAAAAAGCAAGAAGCUUCUGUUGAAACGGAAAUUAUUAUUGAAAAAUUUAGACUUGGAUACAGACCCAUAGCUUCUCAUUCAGCUGUAUUAUACUACUGUGUUACAGAGUUGCCGAAUGUAGAUCCAAUGUAUCAAUAUUCCUUGACGUGGUUUAUAAAUCUCUAUAUAAUUUCAAUCGAAAAUGCAAAUAAGUCGAAGGACUUAGAAAAAAGACUGAAGUUUUUGAAAGAAACUUUUACAUACAAUUUAUACAGCAAUGUCUGUAGAUCACUAUUUGACAAAGACAAGCUAAUGUUUUCGUUUAUUAUGUGUUCCAAAAUGAUGCUUUCUACUGGUGAAAUGAGUCACGAUGAAUAUCUAUUUCUUAUUACUGGUGGAAUAACAGUUGAAAAUGUUCAUAAAAAACCCGUCGAUUGGAUACCAGAUAAGGGUUGGGAUGAAAUUUGUCGGCUAAAUGAUUUACCUGCUUACAAAGGUUUUAAAGAUAGUUUCAUCAACAUCACAGAUAAGUGGAAGGAGUUUUACGAUGACAUAGAGCCUCAUCGAAGAAGUAUACCCGGUGGCUGGGAAGAUAAAGUAACCCAAUUUCAAAAACUACUAUUUGUAAGAGUUCUCAGACCCGAUAAGUUAACUUUUGCAAUAUCAGAUUUCGUAGAAAAACAAAUGGGUAUAAAAUAUAUUACGCCACCUCCAUUUGACAUCGGAAAAUCCUUCGGAGAUUCAAAUUGUUUAGCACCAUUAAUAUUUAUUCUCUCUCCUGGUUCUGAUCCAAUGGGGGCUCUAAUAAAGUACUGUGAAAAAAUGGGUUAUUCUCAUAGAUUUAAUUCUAUAUCGUUGGGCCAAGGUCAAGGUCCAAUAGCGAAAGCAAUGAUAGAAAAAGCACAAUUAGAAGGGGGAUGGGUUUGUUUACAAAACUGUCAUUUAGCAGUAUCCUGGUUACCCACUUUAGAAAAGCUUGUUGAAGGUUUUGAUUUAACAAAUACCGAUUUAAGUUUCAGAAUGUGGCUCACAAGCUACCCCUCCGAUAAAUUCCCACAGGCAAUUUUACAAGUAGGUGUUAAAAUGACAAACGAACCACCUACUGGCCUCCAGAAUAAUUUAUUAAGAUCCUAUUUGUCCGAGCCACUUAAAGAACCAGAGUUUUAUGAAGGAUGUCCCGGCAAAGAUAAAAUUUUUAGUAAGCUAUUAUAUGGGAUAAGCUUCUUUCACGCAGUCGUGCAAGAAAGAAAGAAGUUUGGCCCGUUAGGAUGGAAUAUUCAGUACGGUUUUAACGAUUCUGAUUUCCAUAUUUCUGUCAUGCAGUUACAAAUGUUUUUAAAUCAGUACGAAGAAAUUCAAUAUGUAGCGAUAAAAUACUUAACAGGGGAAUGUAAUUAUGGUGGCCGCGUAACAGAUGAUUGGGACAGAAGGUUAAUUGUCACAAUUUUAGAUAAUUACGUUAAUACCAAUGUUGUCAAUGAUCCCAAUUAUUUAUUUUGUGAUUUGGGAAAUCAGUAUGGACUUCCGCGUAGGUGUGAAUAUCAAGAUUAUCUUAAGCACAUUGAAUCAGUGCCUGUGAAUCCUCCGCCUGAAGUAUUUGGAUUACAUAUGAAUGCAGGAAUAACUCGUGACUAUUCGAUAUCAAUGGCCUUAACUACCUCAUUAAUUUUAGUUGAAGGUACAAGCGGUGGGGGUGAAGGUGGUAACACAGAAGUAAUACUUGUGCAAAUGUCAUCAGAAAUUUUGUCUAAAUUGCCAUCUGCAUACGACAUAGAAACUGCGCAGAAAAAAUAUCCUGUCGAUUAUAAUGAAUCGAUGAACACUGUGUUGAUUCAAGAAAUGCAGCGAUUCAACAAGCUUUUGUUUGAAAUCAGGUCCUCCUUAAUAGAUGUCCAAAAAGCUGUGAAAGGAGUUAUUGUCAUGUCUCCAGCACUAGACUUACAAUGUAAUGCUAUGUUGCUUGGAAAAAUACCCGCCAACUGGUCAAAAGUUUCCUAUCCUAGCUUGAAACCAUUGCCAAGCUACGUAACAGAUUUUAUCGAGCGUUUAGCUAUGUUACAAAAUUGGUAUGAAAACGGUAAACCUGCAACUUUCUGGCUUUCAGGUUUUUUUUUUACUCAGGCCUUUCUUACUGGUUCAGUCCAAAACUAUGCUCGGGCCAAAACAAUUCCCAUUGAUUUGUUGACUUUUGAUUUUCAAGUUCUUGACGUAGAUUAUGAAGAAACGCCACCAGAAUAUGGGGUGUAUGUGCAUGGACUUUUUAUGGAUGGUGCGCGAUGGGAUCGAAAGUCUUUUGCGAUUGGGGAACAACUUCCUAAGGUUUUAAAUGACAAUAUGCCCGCUAUAUGGUUAUAUCCGAAAUUAAAAACAGAAUUCAGCGAAGGUGACAGGUACAAGUGCCCGUUAUACAAAACCUUAGAGCGAAAAGGUGUAUUGGCAACAACGGGCCAUUCUUCUAAUUUUGUAUUGGCAUUCUUUUUACCAUCUAACCAACCUUCCGCUCAUUGGAUAAAACGUAGUGUUGCACUUUUAUUGCAGUUGGAUAACUAAUAAUUGUAAGCCCACAAAAUCAUUGGAACCACUGGAUAUAUUAUGUAGGUAGUAAUAUUAUCACCGUCAGCCAUCAUGAAUUCACCGUUGAACAUAAUUUUAAAAAUGCAAUCAAAAUUUUCUAUCAUAGACGGGAUAGAUGGAUUUCCACGUUUUUCUAUUUGAGCUAACUACUUCUCUGACGCCAAUUUAAACAAUUUGUAUAUCUAUUUACUACAUUAAUGCGCACAGUCCUUCUGAUUAGCACAAGGAAUUUGGACUAUAGAAUUAAUUGAUUUAUGUUUAAGUUUAUGUACUUAAGUAUUUUAAAGUAGGACUUUUUUAAAAAUAAUGUUACUUUUAUACCCAGUUAGUUACCUAUUACAUUUAAUUUGGAAAAAAAUAUUUGGUGAACUUACCUAGUUACUUGUUACGCCAGGGCUGUCGUGCGCAGCGCAUUGCAUGGUGAUGGUGAUUGUUGUGUAAUGAAAAUAGUUGAGGGACUGGCGAACAUACUUAGUAAUUUUAUUGUAACUAGCUACGUACAUGAGAUUUUACGGGAAGAGCAAAAAACUGAAUGAAGGCUUUUUUGAACUUGACUGUAAUUUUACCGUUUUGAUCGAAAUUACUGCGAACUUUGGAUUCAAUUUUAACGCAUUUCUAAGUUGUUUUGCUUGGAAAUGGGUUGAUAUAGUUAAGUAAUUUGCAUUGAUAGGGCCAAAAGCAUCGAAUACCUACCUACUUCGUCCGUAUGUCAUCUUAAUUUAUUGUGCUUUAAUAUUUUAGAAAACUGUAAUUUUCUAUGACUACUACUUACUAAAUAGUACUACUUUGUCUAAUUAAAGCUGAGUCAUGAGUGAAAUAUGGCGCAAAUUAGAAAAAUGUUCAUGAAUUGAAUGAAUUUCAUUGAGUAAAAAAUAAACAAAUAAAUAAUAAUUAGGUUGUUAAUUUUAAAUAUCUAACAGUUUCUAAAAACGUUAAAAUAAUCUCUCUCAGCUUUCAUUACACAGACUUACCUAUAAAGUUAAGUAGUACCAUACUUUGUACUAAUGCUGCUAUAGAAAAUAAAUUCCUUUAUAUAUUA